Molecule: messenger RNA, 5707 nt
Organism: Oryzias latipes (Japanese medaka)
Lineage: Eukaryota; Metazoa; Chordata; Actinopteri; Beloniformes; Adrianichthyidae
Gene: lamb1b
Product: laminin, beta 1b
Biological process (GO): animal organ morphogenesis; basement membrane assembly; axon guidance
Cellular component (GO): laminin trimer
Molecular function (GO): structural constituent of synapse-associated extracellular matrix; integrin binding
Source: RefSeq, a predicted model, not a curated record
UCUGGAAGACAACUCCCUCCUGCUUCUGACUUUGCGCUCAUCAACAGUUGCUGGCUGACCCUCCAACAUCUCGCCGCAGCUGUAACCGAUCUGCUCUGAGAUGUUGCUUCUAAUCUUCACUUUCACAGCUUGGGCUCUGUGGUGCCCCGUCUGGACUCAGGAGCCGGAGUUUGCAGACGUUUGCACGGAGGGCAGCUGCUACCCGGCCACCGGUGACCUUCUGAUCGGUCGGGCGCACAAACUCAGCGCCUCCUCCACCUGCGGCGUGUCUCAACCGACUCGCUUCUGCAUCGUAGGUCACCUGGAGGAGGAGAAGAAAUGUUUUUUGUGCGACUCGAGGCAGAUGUACGACGAGGAGACCAACAACAUCAGUCACACCAUAGAGAACGUGGUCACCACCUUCGCCCCCAACCGCCUGAAGACCUGGUGGCAGUCCGAGAACGGCGUGGAGAAUGUUACCAUCCAGCUGGACCUGGAGGCUGAGUUUCAUUUCACACACCUCAUCAUGACCUUCAAGACCUUUCGUCCUGCUGCUAUGAUGAUUGAACGGUCCAUGGACUUUGGGAAAUCCUGGCAGAUCUACCGUUACUUUGCCUACGACUGCGAGACGUCCUUCCCGGGCAUUUCCACCGGGCCUAUGGUCAGAGUGGACGACAUCAUCUGUGACACCCGCUACUCAGAUAUCGAACCAUCCAAAGAGGGAGAAGUGAUAUUCCGAGUGCUGGACCCCGCGUAUGACAUUGAAGACCCCUACAGUUUGAGGAUACAGAACAUGCUGAAGAUCACAAACCUGAGAGUGAAGUUCAUCAAACUCCACACGCUGGGCGAUAAUCUGCUGGACUCCCGUGACGAGGUGACAGAGAAGUACUACUACGCUCUCUACGACAUGGUGGUCCGAGGAAACUGCUUCUGCUAUGGUCACGCCUCGGAGUGCGCCCCCAUGGACGGAGAGCCAAGUGGAGCUGAGGGGAUGGUUCAUGGUCGCUGUAUGUGCAACCACAAUACGGAAGGGUUGAACUGUGAGCGCUGCCAGGACUUCUAUCAAGAUUUACCCUGGAGGCCUGCACAAGGAAAAAACACACACGCCUGCAAAAGGUGUGAUUGUAACCAUCACGCCACAUCGUGCCACUUUGACCUCGCCGUGUUCAUGAUGACCGGCAACGUGAGCGGGGGCGUGUGCGACAACUGUCAGCACAACACCAUGGGCCGGCAGUGCGAGCAGUGUGCGCGUUUCUUCUACCAGCACCCCAACAGACACCUGAGAGACCCCAACAUCUGCGAGCCGUGCGACUGUGACCCGGACGGCUCAGUGGAGGGUGGGAAUUGUGACCCUCGAACUGAUGUGGCAGCGGGGCUGAUCUCAGGUCAGUGUCGCUGCAAGGCCAACGUGGAAGGAGAGCGCUGCGACAACUGCAGGCGGGGCUACUACGGCCUGGGAAAACACCCCGAGGGCUGCCUGCCAUGUACCUGUAACCAGCUGGGAACGAUGCCUGGAGGAGCCCACUGUGACUCAGAGACGGGGAAAUGCAUCUGCAAAAGGCUCGUUGAUGGACACAACUGUGAUCAGUGUCUGCCAGAGCACUGGGGUCUGUCAAAUGACAUGGAUGGAUGCAGACCAUGUGACUGCGAUCAUGGUGGGGCCGUCCACAACAACUGUGACCCCGACUCUGGACAGUGUGUGUGCAGGGAGCACAUGUUUGGACGCCGCUGCGACCAGGUCGAGUCUGGUUUUUACUUCAUCGAUCUAGAUCAUUACACUUACGAAGCAGAAGAUGCCAAGCAUGGACCUGGUGUGGCAGUGGUACCAAGGCCUUAUCCUCUAAACCGAAGCCCUACAUGGACUGGGAUGGGCUUUGUUAAUGUGCCAGAAGGAGCUUAUCUAGAGUUCAAUGUCAACAACAUCCCAGAAUCCAUGGACUACGACAUCCUUAUCCGCUACGAGCCACAGCUUCCACAGCAGUGGGAGCAGCUCGUCCUCCGGGUGGAGCGUCCUGUUUUCAAUCCCCCAAACCGCUCUGGUCACUGCACCAACUCUAUCCAGAGCGGAGACGAGCAAUCCAUCUCCUUGUCACCUGGAUCCAGACAUGUGCUGCUGGUGAGGCCUGUGUGCUUUGAGAAGGGCCUGAACUACACCAUCCGCCUCACACUGCCGCUGUACUCGACGAACAGCCACGUCCAAAAUCCAUACACACUCAUUGACUCUCUGGUGCUAAUGCCUCGAGUCAGGGAGCUUGAAAUGUUUCAUGGAACAAAGGGCGAAGCAGAGUGGGAUACUUUCCAGAGGUACCGAUGUCUGGAGAGCAGCAGGAACGUCAUUAAAAGCCCCAUGACCGACAUCUGUAAAGAUUACAUCUUUAGUGUUUCUGCUUUGCUGCACAAAGGAGCCAUGGCAUGCCAGUGUGAUCCUCAGGGUUCCCUCAGCAGUGUAUGCGAGUCUAGUGGGGGUCAGUGCCGGUGCCGGCCUAACGUAGUUGGCAGAAACUGUGACCACUGCGCUCCGGGGACCUUCUUGUUCAGUCCCGCUGGCUGCAGGCCUUGCAACUGCGACCCCCUGGGCUCCGUCAGAGCUUUCUGCCACGAGUUGACCGGGCAGUGCGAAUGUGUCCGAGGAGCCACUGGACGCCAGUGUUCCCAGUGUCUGCCCGGCUUCUGGGGCUUCCCUCAGUGCCGAAUGUGCCAGUGUAAUGGCCACAGCGACUACUGCCACCCCAACACCGGGGAGUGCCAGGGCUGCCGAGACUUCACCACUGGACACCACUGUGAGAGAUGCAUGAACGGUUACCAUGGUAACCCUGAGCUGGGUUCAGGUGAGCACUGCCGCCCCUGCAUGUGUCCGGAUGGGCCGCGCAGUGGCAGGCAGUUCUCAGACAGCUGCUACCUCCUGGCCGACUCAGACCAUCUGGUGUGUGUGUGCAGCAGCGGGUACAAAGGCAGCCGCUGUGACGAGUGCGCUCCUGGUUACUAUGGAAACCCUCUGGUUCCUGGGGGCCGCUGCAUGGCCUGUCAGUGCAACAACAACAUCGACAUGCACGACCCCAAGUCCUGCGACUCCCGAACGGGCGCCUGCCUCAAAUGCCUCUACCACACUGAGGGCCACGCCUGCCAGCACUGCAAACCGGGUUACUAUGGCAACGCUGCCACACAGAGCUGCACAAAGUGCAUGUGUUCGCCCUUUGGAACGGAACAGGAGGCGUGUUCCUCCGCCGAGGGCUGCCAGUGUGACCGGCGCAGCGGCCAGUGCCCCUGCCAGCCCAAUGUGGUGGGUCAAAACUGCGACCACUGUGCCCCAGACACAUGGGGCAUCAGCAGCGGAAAGGGCUGCCAGCGCUGUGACUGCGACCCCGUCCACUCUGUGGGGUCUUCUUGUGACGAGGUCACGGGACAGUGCGUUUGCAAGCCAGGCUUCGGUGGGAGGACAUGUCGGGAGUGCAAAGAGCUUUUCUGGGGGGAUCCUAAGGUCAAAUGUCACGCUUGUGACUGCGACCCCCGUGGGAUCUCUAGCGGCCAGUGUCACCGCGCCACGGGACACUGCGCCUGCCUGGAGAGCGCGUCCGGCCCACGCUGCGACACGUGCGCCAGGGGCCACUGGGGAGAGUUCCCAGCCUGCGAGCCCUGCCACCGCUGCUUUCCCGUGUGGGACACUGUGGUUUCGGAGCUGGCCAAUCAAACGCGGCGCCUCCAAGCCCAAGUGACUGAGCUCCACGCCAUCAGGGUCACGGCGCCAUACAAGGAUCUGAUCAGCAGCCUGGAGAGCAACGCCAAGGCGGUCCGAGAAAUCCUGGAGAACAAAACGGCUUCAGCGAAGAUGGAGAAGAUCGCAGAGGAUUCCCAUCAGAUCAUUGGACUGAUGUCCUAUCUAAGUGGUGUGAUGAAUUCCACCGAGGAGACGUUGACUUUUCUCCAAGGCGACGCAAACAUGACAGAAGCGAACCUGGACGCCCUGACCGCCGAGGCCGACCAGUUGGAUGCAAACGUCCAGGAACUGAGACGGCUGGUACACAACAUCAAGAACGCCAACAUCCAAGGCGCGAUGAGCACCAUCUCUGCUGCACACCUGGAGUCGACCGUGGCGGAGCGCCGCUCCACAGCCUCCACCAGCGGCCCCGGAAGCCCACUGCAGGAGUCCGCUGCACUACGGAAGACCGCGGGGGACAAACUUAGCAGAAGCCAGAGAGACUUUGACCGGAAAAACCAGAGACACACUCAGAAGCUGGAGAAACUGUCCAAAGAGCUGGAGAAGCUAAACCUGACUCACCUCAGUGAAAAGACGUGCGGUGGUGCGGGUGAAGAUGCGGGAUGCCCGCCCUGCGGCGGGUUGGGCUGCAGCGGGGAUGACGGACAGCCUCGCUGUGGAGGAGAAGGGUGCGGCGGCCUCCUCUCCGCCUCUCAAACCGCUUUGACGUCAGCCGAGAGGCUGGACCAGCAGAUCCGAGCAGCUAUGCGGGAGGUGGACGAGCUCUCCAGGAUGGUGUGGGAAGCCAACAUCCGUGCGAAAGAAGCCAAGGAGAGGGCGGUGGAGGCGCAGCAGAACUCCAACCGCAGCAAAGAGAGGGUGGAGAGGAGCAACCAGCAGCUGCGCGGCCUGAUCACAGAGAUCCGAGACCUGCUCAGCAACGACAAAGCAGACGUGUCCGUGAUCGAGGCGGUCGCCAACGAGGUGUUGGCUCUGGAGAUGCCGGCCUCCGCAGAGAAGCUGCAAGAACUGACGAGGGAGAUCCGGGAGAAGGUCGGCACUCUGACCAGCGUGGAGACCAUCCUCCGUCAGAGCGCGGAGGACAUCCGGGCUGCUGAGUCGCUCCUGAGGCGGGCCAAAGAGGCCAGUGCCAAGGCUUCAGACAUGAAGGAGGAAGCCCAGGUGGUGAAGGGCGCUCUGGAGGAGACUGAGCGCGCUCAGAACACUGCAAUGGACGCCAUCCUGCUGGCCCAGAACAACACCAGAGGCACCAUGGACCUGCUGAACACGGUGGAGCAGGAGACCGCCGCCUCCGAGCUGCGGCUCAGCAACACCACCCGCCGCCUGGUGCAGCUGGAGAGGGAGGUGGGCCGGCUCAGGCAGAACGGCCUCCGGAUGAACCAGCUGGUGGACAGGGCCGAGCAGGACAGCCAUCAGGCCAAGCAGGAGGCGGAGCUUGCAGAGAAGGAGUUCGAAGAUGACGUGAGAGACGGAUUUGAGGAGGCGCAGGAACAGGUGGAGGAUCAAGGGGCAGCGCUGCUGGAGGCCAGGAGGAGGGCGGAUGAGCUGCAGCGGGAAGCUGGAGAGCUGCUGGAGCAGAGCAGCAACAAGCUGCAGAGGCUGGGAGAGUUGGAAAGAUCCUACGAGGACAACCAGCGCAUCCUGGAGGAGAAAGCUGCAGAGCUGGAACAGAUGGAGCGGACGGCUCGCCGCAUCCUGGAGGAAAUCAGCCACAAGGUGACGCUGUACAGCACCUGCCUGUGAGGAGGCGCCCUGCCGCCGCCGCCGCCACUCCUGUGGAUUCAAACACCGAAUUCAACAGGGAUUCCAGCUUUCAACAGAAACGAGUUUCAAAUCCCCCAAAAGAAGCUGAUGUGACCCUUAUACAUUUACAAACAAUUUUAUGACUGAUGUGUAUUUAAUGUUUCAAAGUAUAGAAUUUAUCAGUGAUGUUAAUGUUUCACGAGAAAAGAAGUCACUGAAGCAUUUGGACUGAAAGUAGAUUUAUUUUAAAUAAACAUUUUUGCCACAAUC